This is a messenger RNA of Aspergillus novofumigatus IBT 16806, 1044 nucleotides long. RefSeq names its product GNAT family N-acetyltransferase. Lineage: Eukaryota; Fungi; Ascomycota; Eurotiomycetes; Eurotiales; Aspergillaceae. The transcript is spliced from 3 exons. The record is from RefSeq and is a predicted model, not a curated record. The coding region runs from base 313 to 1044 and encodes 243 amino acids. Gene Ontology annotation, molecular function: acyltransferase activity, transferring groups other than amino-acyl groups.
GUGCAUGACCUUGGAGUCGAAAUAUCCACAGCCAAGAAAUAUGGAUGGGUCCGCCGGGGAGGCUAACCUCAACUCCAGGAUCAAUACGAGGUUGAAGACUUCGACCUUGGAUUUGUGUAUAGUAUCAUUGUGUUCUUUACCUGAGUCAAUAUCCACAGCCAAGCCGCUAUGUAGUACCCUAUUAUUCCUAUACCAUGACUCGUAUCCUAUACCGUGACUCACAUCAGAACAUAUAUAGCCACAUCUACUCCGUAUACCCAACUCAAGGUACACUUACAUCAAUUACAUUUACAGGCUUAAUUUCCAGUCAUCAUGCCCAUCCUAAUCAACCCCAUAACAAACGAACCCUACAUCCCCUCCCCGCCCCCAUUCCUCCAUCAUCAUCACCCCGGCGCGCCCCCAAACGCCGACGACUCCUCCGCCCUCCUCUCCCUCCUCAACAACCCCCAGAUCUACCCCUACCUCGAAUCCACCCCGGUACCAUACCUCCCCGAACACGCCACCGCAUGGCUGCAGACCUCGCACGAACAAUCCACCGCCCUCCUGCACGCAGCGCAAACCAACCGCUUCGUCGACGGGCUGCCAUUCACCUGCAUCCGGGAGGUCACCGGCGACAGUAACAGUGACGUCUACAUCGGCAACGUAGGACUAGUCCGGUACGCCUUCUACGAAUUCAAAAAGGGCAGCCCGAAGCGCGAGGAGGCAGUCCGCAGGAAUGAAGCUUUGGGGGUUGGUAGCCCGGAGAUUGUUUGGGGAUUUGGUGAUUAUCUCUCGCCGACACACCACGGCAAAGGUAUCAUGACGGCUGUGAUCAAAGCUGUGAUUGAGGAGUGGGCGGUUCCGCGGAUGAAUGCGCGGGUGAUCAAGGCGUCGGCGUAUGCGGAUAAUAGGGCUAGUAUGCGGGUGUUUGAGAAGAACGGGUUCCGGUUGGAGUAUGAGUUGGAGGAUUGGGCGGUUGUGCCGCUGGAUCGGGGCGGAGGGGUGAAGUCGAUUGUGGUGUUGUCGGAGGGUGAUUUGCAUGAUACUCGGGCUACUGAUUCAUGA